CCUAUGGUGUGAUAUAUAGAGAAAAUGUAGAAACCAACUUACACAACAUGAAAAAAUGUAUAUUCAUUCUUAAGAGUUACAUAUGGUAUCAAAGAGGUUUAUCUUUAUUUUUUUUGGACAUUUUUGUCACAUUUGUAGGUCAAUUGCCAAUAUAGGACUUUUAAACCGCCUUAAAAUCGAAUUUUAUAAUGUAAUGCAUUGCUGUUUUCAAAGCUGAAUUUUUAGCAUCAUUAGUCCAGUCUUCAAUACAAAACUGUCUAUUAUGACACACAACAACAUACAAUUGUUCAUCCAUCUAUACAAUAUACAGCACAUUAUUGUGUAGUAAUACAUAAAUAUAAGUUUAUUUAUUGACCCCUUUUCCCUUUUAUCUGAAGCCGAGUUUACCGCCAAAUGCGCGUGACAGGGAGAGGUGUCCGGCGCGCGCGUUUAUUCCGCGCCGCUAUUUACAUUAAACCGUCCUCGCUGUAUUAAUUACACGGCACUAAUAAGCGAUAUUUUUUUUUUAUUAAAAAACACUUUGCUUUAAAUAAACAACGGCAGAUCGUUGAAGUUAACAACGUGCUGAGUUAUUUUUGAUGCCAUAACAGGUUUUGAGGAGAUAAGUUCUCUGUGAGGAAGCUAACGGUGAAGUUGGCUCAAACAUGACGAGCAGACAGAAGACACUAGCUCAGGACAAACAGGUGAUUGUUGAGGCACUGGAUACUAAAGCCCAGUCACUGGUUUUUGUCAAACGCAUGGUGGUUAUAGCUGUAUCCUCCAUCACCUAUCUGCGUGGGAUAUUUCCAGAGGCCUCCUACAGAUCCAGAUACCUUGAAGAUUUUUGUAUCAAAGUCCUCAAACAGGAUUGUUCGUGCCCUGAAGCCCACAAACUUGUCAGAUGGCUGUUGGGAAGUUUUGAUGCAUUGGAGAAGAGAUAUCUUCAAAUGGUGGUCAUUGGGGUACACACAAGCCCAGAUGACAGCCAACAUGUCAUUGAGUCCUACCAGUUUAAGUUCAGAUACUCCCAGUGUGGACCCCAGAUGGACAUCGUGAGUAAUGUGACUGGGGACAUAAGAGUGACCUUGGAGGAGACAAAGAAAGCUUCAACGCUCCUGAUCAGGAAGCUGUUCCUCCUCAUGCAGAAUCUAGAGGCUUUACCCACCGGUGUUUACCUCACCAUGAAGCUCUACUACUAUGAUGAUGUUACUCCACCUGAGUAUGAGCCGCCGGGAUUCAAAGCGGGUGUAAAUGACAGCCUGUGGUUCGAGGGAACUGCGGUGCACUUCAGAGUGGGCGAUAUUCAAUCUCGCUUCCACAGUAUGAAGCUGCGAGUGACGGCGGCACAGAGCCGGCUUGGGAAGCUGCUGGAGGGAGGCCAGUUGAGUGAGAACGACAUGGAGAUGGAGACACCCUCUCUCUCUCAAACCAGAGCAGCAGAAACGGUGGCCAGAAACUGUGAGCAGGACCUGCCCUCUGAAGAUGAAUCUAUCGCACAGUUCAAACUGCCCAAAAAAGCCAGCGCAAAGAGGAAAUGUGUCCGAAGCAAAGUCUUAAGGAGGAAAAAGAAGAAACUAUUUUGAAACCACAGACAAAAUUAUUUUUUAAAGGGUUUCUUCUAAUAUAUAUAUAUUUUAUGUUAAUGAAAUACACUGUCCUUUUACCAGGUAUAAAUUUAAAAUGUUUUCUGGGUAAUUACUUCUGUUGAAUUCAUCCUCC
This is a messenger RNA of Puntigrus tetrazona (Sumatra barb), 1698 nucleotides long. It is a transcript of the gene zte38, whose product is annotated as zebrafish testis-expressed 38. The coding region runs from base 645 to 1562 and encodes 305 amino acids. The transcript is spliced from 12 exons. The record is from RefSeq and is a predicted model, not a curated record. Lineage: Eukaryota; Metazoa; Chordata; Actinopteri; Cypriniformes; Cyprinidae.